This is a messenger RNA of Oryza sativa Japonica Group (Japanese rice), 3266 nucleotides long. RefSeq names its product wall-associated receptor kinase 2. Lineage: Eukaryota; Viridiplantae; Streptophyta; Magnoliopsida; Poales; Poaceae. Gene Ontology annotation, molecular function: polysaccharide binding; calcium ion binding. The record is from RefSeq and is a predicted model, not a curated record.
UUCUGUGACCUCAUCAUAUCAAGUAAGCUACCUUAUGUGUACUAUUUAUACAGUGGUUCAUUAGCCAGUAGGUUACAAGAAAAUCCUUUUCACGACCACCAUUAUAUUGAUCGAGAUGAGAGGAUUGCAGGCCGCCGUGCUGUUCACGGCGGUGGCGGCGGCGGCGGCGCCGACGAACUGCACCACCCGCUGCGGCGACAUCAGCUUCGAGUACCCGUUCGGCGUGGAGCCCGGCUGCUACCACCCAGGCUUCAACCUCACCUGCAGCAGCAACGACACCAGGCUGUUCAUGGGCGACGGCACCGUGCAGGUGCUCGACAUCUCCAUCCCCAACUCCACCUUGCGCGUCAACGCCACCGCCAUGGCGUUCGACCCCGCCGACGACGUGCAGCGCGGCGUCAUCAACGCGACGACGACAUGGCGCGCCGCCGCCGCCGCCGACGACGACGGGGGCCCGUUCGUCGUGUCGAGGCGCAACACGAUCGCGCUGAUGGGAUGCAACGCCCGCGUCGACCUCCGCGGCGGAGACCGCCGCCACAGCGACAACCUGGUCAGCUCCUGCACCGCCGUCUGCCCACCGGUCGGCGGCGGCGACGACGCCGCGGCUCACGACGACGGCGACGGCGGCGACGGCCACACCAUCGCGAUCAUCGACGCCUGGAACGGCAAGUGCUCCGGCGUCGGCUGCUGCCAGGCAAACAUCAUGCUGGGCUACCCUUCCUACACCAUCCAGAUCAAGCAGCUGCAGGAGAAGAACCUCCAUAGCUUCGACUUCCAGUACAUCGCCUACAUCACGGACGAGACGCUGAAUUUCACGGAAGAGAUCGCCGGCCGCAUCGCCACUCCGGCGGCGCUCCCGGCCACGCUAGACUUUGUGAUCAGAAGCAACUCGUCGUGUUCGACGCCGGCGAACUCGACGGCCGGCGGCGAGUGCCGCAGCGAACACAGCUUUUGUGAGGAUUACAAGGGUGGUGGUAAUACCCUCCUUGGGUAUAGCUGCGUCUGCUCGGAGGGUUACCGAGGAAAUCCCUACGUUGCUGGUGGAUGCCAUGAUAUCGAUGAAUGUCAUUCCCCUGGCUACUGUUAUGGAGAUUGCAAGAACACAGAAGGAGGGUAUCUUUGCCAGUGUCCUCUCGGCUUAACGGGCAAUGCUUCAAUUCCAAAUGGAUGUAAAGACAUUGAUGAGUGUAUGCACCCGGAAUCUUACUCAUGCUAUGGACAAUGUGUGAAUACGUUUGGGAGUUUUCAAUGCCAUUGCCACAGUGGAACCGAGGGGGAUCCAACAAUAAGAGGAGGGUGUAUUAAGAUCAAGCAUUCUGUGUCAAGUACCAAUAUUGUACUCCCUCCAUCAAAGAAUACAAUCCAAGCAUUCAAAUCUUAUAAAGAAGAUUACAAUUAUAGAGUACUACUUUCUAUCCAAACACCUCUCGUUCAAAUUUUCUCCAUCUUAGCCCCAACCACCAUCCCACUCCCAACCACCUCUUAUUUACUACAAGACAUCUAAGAUAUUUUCCUUUCCUACUAGUUUGUCUUUUGAAUGCUAUGAUUGUAUUACUGUUAGGACAAAUGGAGUAACAAACACACACACACACACACACACAUAUUACUUAUUUAUUUAUGUAUGUUCUUGAUCCAAAUUCUUGAAUUCUUUCCUUUACGAAUUUUCAGGUUUAACAAUUGGUUUGGGAGUUAGUGGUGGCAUAAGUAUUUUAAGGAAAAGGCUAUACGUACUAACUUUUUUUUACUAAAUUCUUACUAACACUGAUGUGUCAUGCUAUGAGUCCAUCUAGAUUUUUUUAUAACUUCCAUCUACUUAAAUCAAACGGUUGAGAUGAUUGUUAGUAAAAGUUUAGUAAGAAAAAUUUAGUAUGUGUAGCAUUGCUCGUAUUUUAAUUAUGGCACUUUCUGCACCUUUCAUAGUACAGAAAAUAAAGCUACAUAAGGUGAAAAGGAUGAAAGAGAUAUUUUUCAAGCAAAAUCAUGGGCUACUCCUGCAACAAUUGAUGUCACAAAAUGCAAAUAUUGGUGAAAGAAUGAUAUUGACCUUACGGGAGCUAGAAAAAGCAACGGACAAUUUUGAUAAAACUCGUGAAGUUGGUGGUGGAGGACAUGGCAUUGUAUACAAAGGAAUUUUAGACUUGCAUUUUGUUGCCAUUAAAAAAUCAAGGAUUGUAGUGCAAAGAGAAAUAGAUGAUUUUAUAAAUUAAGUUGCAAUCCUUUCCCAAGUGAAUCAUAGAAAUGUGGUGAAGCUUCUAGGAUGUUGCCUUGAGACAGAAGUUCCAUUGUUGGUUUAUGAAUUCAUUUCAAAUGGAUCUCUUGAUGAUCAUCUUCACGUCGAUGGACCUAUAUCUCUAUCAUGGGUGGACCGAAUAAGGAUUGCACUUGAAGUUAGUAGAGCCUUGGUCUAUCUACACUCAGCCGCAACAACACCAAUAUUCCAUAGAGAUAUCAAGGCAUCUAACGUACUUCUUGAUGAUAAUUUAACAGCAAAGAUAUCAGACUUUGGAGCUUCAAGGUACAUUCUAAUUGAUCAGACUGGAGUGACUACGGUUGUUCAAGGAACAAUUGGUUACCUAGAUCCCAUGUACUACUAUACCGGUCGUCUAACCAACAAAAGUGAUGUUUUUAGUUUUGGUGUUCUUCUUAUAGAACUACUUACCCGAAAAAAGCCUAUCUAUAGGACUGAUAGAGGUGAUAGUCUUGUUCCACAUUUUGCCUCACUACUGGAAGAAGGCAAAUUGGUUGAAAUAAUAGAUCCCCAAGUCAAGGAAGAGGAGAAUGGGGAGGUUGAAGAAGUAGCAACACUAGCGGCAAUGUGUACUAAGUUGAAUGGACAAGACCGACCAACAAUGAGAGAAGUGGAAAUAAGGCUUGAAAACUUGCGAGCUAAAACCAAACAUGCUCCAUAUAAUAAAGAACCAAGUAGAUAUGAAGUAUCCCGAGUUGCAGGGCAUUGCAUAUCAGCUAGAGGGGACAUCGAAGAAGUACUAAUAAGUAGACACAGCAUGGAAGAUGAGAUGUUGUCGUUAGAAAGGUAUCCUAGAUGAUAUCGUGUUUCCGCGUCUCUAAUCGCCAUAAUAUUGUUUAGUAGAGGAAUAUAUUGCUACUUUCUACAUUUUUUUUCCUUUGUGUAAUGCUCUUUUGUAAAAAGAAGAAAAUGCCAUGGCUUUGUUUCAUGUUACAAAAAGGACUAAGGCCACUCUGUAUACAUUAAUUGGAUUUGAAAGAUCUAUGCACUAGAGUUGCCUUGUAAGGGGAGAUUGGAA